AUGUCCUUCCCCAACCAACCCCGCGGUGGCCCCGCCGGUGCUCCCCCGAACAUGGCGCAGAGCUUCACCGCCAUGCUGCAGCGCUCCGUCGAUCCUCCACCGCCCGAUCACGCCGUAGACGCCCCAGGGCAACCGUCUUCGGGCCCAGGCUAUGGAGGCGUGUACAGUACGAGCGGCCCACCCCCUCUGGCCCCGCCUGUUCUUGGUGGAGGCCGACCGGCUGGGCCGCAGCAGAUCCUCCCCGUCGACCUCCCGCCACAAGCGUUCCUGACCUCGGCGAUGCUCCUCGACAUGGUGGACAAGAAAGUCGACGUCCUCCUCCGUGACGAGAAGGAGUACAUUGGCAUCCUCCGCUCCUACGACCAGUUCGCCAACCUCGUCCUCACGGAAUGCCACGAGCGAAUAGCUGCGCGCAACCCCGACUUCGGCUCGUCCCCCUCGGAGCCUGCCUGGCUCCUACACGACGUCAAACUGCCGGGGCUCAUGACCAUACGAGGCGAGAACGUGACGAUUUGCGCCACCGUAGAUCUCGACCGGGAAGACACGCCGCGCGGCGUCAAGUAUGCGCCUGUAGAGCACGUCCGCUCGCUAGCAGCCCAGCAAAAAGCCGACAAGAAGGACGUCGACUCACGGAAAGCGAAGGCGCUGAGGCAGUCCGGCAUCGAGCCUGGGUUUGGCAUGACCGCAUAG
Messenger RNA from Ascochyta rabiei, 690 nucleotides. RefSeq lists its product as uncharacterized. Gene Ontology annotation, cellular component: Lsm1-7-Pat1 complex; P-body. The record is from RefSeq and is a predicted model, not a curated record. Gene Ontology annotation, biological process: deadenylation-dependent decapping of nuclear-transcribed mRNA. The transcript is spliced from 4 exons. Bases 1 to 690 code for a protein of 229 amino acids. Lineage: Eukaryota; Fungi; Ascomycota; Dothideomycetes; Pleosporales; Didymellaceae. Gene Ontology annotation, molecular function: RNA cap binding.